AUGUUUCUCCUAUUCUUUUUCCAGGUCCCGGUGGGUGUCAGGAAAAGGUUAAAUUUCUAUCGAUCUCGAUUCUUUUGGCAGAGUGAUGAGCUUAAACGAAAGUAUAGGCUUUCUAAGUGGGAUAUAAUCUAUAGGCCGAAGGACCAAGGGGAUCUAGGAAUUGAAAAUCUGGAAGUCAAAAACAUAUGUCUCCUUAGCAAGUGGCUAUUUAAACUUUCGUCAGAGGCAGAGGCUACUUGGGCACAGAUUCUACGUAAUAAGUAUCUUCAUGCUAAAACCCUGCCCCAGGUGACUGUGAGGCCCUCUGACUCACCUUUCUGGAAAGGCUUGAUGAGAGUUAAACAACUCUUUUUCAACAAGACAAGAUUCAUAGUCGGGAAUGGAGCUAAUACAAGGUUUUGGGAGGAUACGUGGCUUGGGGAGAACCCCCUUGCACUUCAAUAUCCUACUCUGUAUAACAUUGUUCAACGUAGAGAAGCCUACGUUGCAACCAUUUUACAAUCCACUCCCCUCAAUAUUAGUUUUCGGAGGACGCUAGUUGGAAAUCGUUGGGAGGCCUGGCUUCAUCUUGUAAGACGUUUCAUGGAUGUACAGCUGUCCCAGCAGCCAGAUCGGCUGUAUUGGAAACUUACUAAGAACGGCGUGUUGUCGGUCAAAUACAUGUAUCUGGAUGUCAUAAACUCUAGCGUCAUUCCUUCCUCCAUGUACGUUUGGAAAGUAAAGGUUGUCUUCAGGGCCACGGCGUUCAUCCGUAUGUGGUCGCUACUCACUCCGACGGAGGCCAGGGAGUGUUUGGUUACUGCGUCUACCCGAUGGAAGAUGGUAGCUCGGGAUAUUUUCAACCGGAAGCUCAUCGGCGCGCGGCACUACGGCAAAAAGGCCUCCUCGCCGAGAGACGACGUUGGCCACGGCACGCACUGCGUGUCAACGGCCGCGGGCGCGGCCGUGGAGGGCGCGGACUACUACGGCCUGCGCUCGGCGCCUUCCACGCGCACGCGCACCAGAGGGGCGUCCUCAUCGUCUGCUCCUCCGGCAACGACGGGUCCGACCCCUACACACGUCGCCAACUCCGCGCCGUGGAUCCUCACCGUCGCCGCCUCCACUAUCGACCGCGCCUUCCAGUCCAGCAUCGUCCUCGGCAACGGGAAAGUCCUCAAGGUACGCGUCGCCAUCGCCAUCGCCGUGCUACACUGCUUCGUAUCCCUCAACCUCAACGCGACGCGCCAUGCCAUGUCUGGGAGUCGGCAUAAACUUCUCAACCAGAGCCUCGGCGGAGAGCGCUACCCUCUGGUGUUUGGGGCCCAGGCGGCAGCCCGGCGCGCGACGGUGGCCGAGGCAAGCAACUGCAGUCCAGGAUCGCUGCGCGCGCGCAAGGUGGACGGGAAGAUCUUGGUGUGCGUCGCCACGGACUUGACGGUGUCGCGGCGGAUAAAGAAGCUCGUCGCGGAGGACCUCAUCACGGCGAACUUCCUCGCUCCUUUCCCUGACACGCCGGCCGUCGCUCGCUCGUACACGGCGACUUCGCCGGCGACUUGCGACGACGACUACCACCUCGAGCGCGUGCUCCUCCUUGACCGCAAGGCAGCGCAGGAGCUGUACUCGUCAAACGCCCUCAGCUUCUUCCUCGCGCUGCAUGAAGGUCGCAGCCCACCUAGCGAGAUGCCCACUUCCUCCCCCUCGUUUGUGUCGGCGGAGGAGGAGAUGAGGAACUGGGCGGAGCUGCCGCCGGACGCGAUCUCAACCAUCCUCCAGAAGCUCGACCACGUCGACAUCCUGAUGGGGGCCGGUCAGGUGUGCCGCUCCUGGCGCGGCGCCGCCCGCGACGAGCCCGAGCUAUGGCGCCGCAUCGACAUGCUGGGCCACGCCGACCUCUCCCCCGAGCUCAACCUCCACGGGAUGGCGCAGGCCGCCGUCCGCCGCAGCGCGGGGAGAUGCGAGGCGUUCUGGGGCGACUACACCGACGACCACGACUUUCUCCUCUACCUCGCCGACCAGGCACCAUCUCUCAAGAGUCUUCGCCUCAUUUCUCGCUAUAAUUUUGAUAAAGUACUUAAGGAGAUGAUAGUGAAAUUCCCUUUGCUCGAGGAGCUCGAGCUUUCAUUAUGUUCAGAUGUGGGUGAGAGUGGUGUGUUUGGGGUUGUUGGCAAAGCAUGCCCACAACUGAAACGCUUCAGACUGAAUAAGGACGUGUUCUAUGAUUUUGAAGCUAGUGACAAUGACAGGGACGACGAAGCCAUGGGGAUUGCAACUAUGCAUGAGUUACGCUCUUUGCAGUUAUUUGCCAAUCGCCUGACCAAUAAAGGACUGACAGCCAUCCUGCAUAAUUGCCGCCACCUUGAGUCCCUUGACAUUCGUCACUGCUUCAAUGUCUGCAUGGACAACACCCUGCGUGCAAAGUGUGAUAGGAUAAGUACAUUGAGGCUUAUCCUGCCAAGAUUAAGUGAUGUUCGCAUGAGAGGGCAAUUUGUUCGUCGGCAAACAUCUGACAGGGGAUUCCCCAGAAUAAUAUCUUCCUCAUCCAUGGAUGCCCAGGAUGAUCUUUCUGCCAUCGAGAAUCAGGUGUGCAAGCUAAGUGAUGUUCGCAUGAGAGGGCAAUUUGUUCGUCGGCAAACAUCUGACAGAAUAAUAUCUUCCUCAUCCAUGGAUUCUCGGGGUGAUCUUUCUGCCAUUGAGAAUCAGGUGCGCAAGCUAAUCGAUGAUUUGAGAAGCGAUUCCAUAGAAGGUCAAAGAUCAGCGACAUCAGAGAUUCGCCUUCUAGCUAAGCACAACAUGGAGAACAGGAUUGUCAUUGCAGAUUGUGGGGCUAUAAACUUGCUGGUUGGUCUUCUUCAUUCACCAGAUGCCAAGAUCCAAGAAAAUGCAGUGACAUCCCUCCUCAAUCUGUCCAUCAGUGAUAACAAUAAGAUUGCCAUCGUGAAUGCAUAUGCUAUUGAUCCUCUCAUCCAUGUCCUGGAAACAGGGAACCCUGAAGCUAAAGAGAAUUCAGCAGCUACUUUGUCCAGUCUCUCGGUUAUUAAAGAAAACAAAGUGAGGGUUGGACGAUCUGGUGCCGUCAAGCCUCUCGUGGACUUGCUGGUAAGUGGGACCCCGCAAGGAAAGAGAGAUGCAGCUAUUGCAUUGUCUUAUUUAUCCAUAAUUCAUGAGAACAAGGGUCGCAUUGUGCAAGCUGAUGCGGUGAAGCAACUAGUUAAGCUUAUGGAUCCUGCUCUUGGAAUGAUCGACAAAGCUGUAGCUGUCUUGGCAAAUCUUGCUAUGAUACCAGAAGGGAGAACUGCGAUUGGGGAGACACGAGGUAUUCCAGCUCUUGUUGAAGUUGUCGAACUGGGUUCACCGAGAGGGAAGGAAAAUGCUGCCGCGGCAUUGCUUCAGCUAUGCACAAACAGCAGCCGAUAUUGCAGCGUAGUUCUUAAAGAGGGCGCCGUGCCCCCUUUAGUCACACUGUCACAGUCAGGAACACUGCGAGCAAGAGAAACGGUCUGCCACUUUUUACAACAAAAUUUACAUCUUGAAGAAAACCACCUGCAAAAUCAUUUUGCUAAGAAUAUGUAUUUGUUGCAGGCACAGGCUCUUCUCAGCUACUUCCGCAGCCAGAGACAUGGGAGCUCAUUAAGCGUUUCCAAGUGGUUGACCGGUGCUGCGUAUUUAUAG
Triticum turgidum subsp. durum (durum wheat) is the source of this 3648-nucleotide messenger RNA. The record is from the annotation of a GenBank genome assembly. Lineage: Eukaryota; Viridiplantae; Streptophyta; Magnoliopsida; Poales; Poaceae.